Molecule: messenger RNA, 1923 nt
Organism: Quercus lobata
Lineage: Eukaryota; Viridiplantae; Streptophyta; Magnoliopsida; Fagales; Fagaceae
Product: F-box/kelch-repeat protein At3g06240-like
Exons: 3
Coding region: 103-1485 (460 amino acids)
Molecular function (GO): protein binding
Source: RefSeq, a predicted model, not a curated record
GCUAACCUUUACCUCCCAACAAACCCUCUCUCGCGCCGUCUCUCUCAGUGGCUAUUGGUCCGACUUCACUCUCUUCAUUUGGCAGGGAAAACUUAAAAAACAAUGUCCGACUAUCUCCCUGACGUUGUUAUCUUCGAAAUCCUCUCACGGCUUCCGGUGAAGUCGCUCAUCAGAUUCAGGUCCGUUUCUAAGACCUGGUUUUCUUUAAUCACAAGCCAUGACUUCAUCGCAAUGCACCUCAAUCGGACUCUCUCAAACACCAAAGACCCACCCUACCUUCUCUUUCGUCAUUACGAUGAAAAAAUGGAGAAAGAGCACUUCGCUCUGCUCUCUUCCAAUGACCCAUUCCCUCGCAACCAUUUUUCCAAACACCUACACUGCAAGCUGAACCUGAGUGUCAGCAACAGCGACCCUAACCCAGGCCCUCCCAAUCGGCUUGUUCUUAAGAAACAAAUGAAAGAGAGAGGGUUUUUCGCAUAUCCAUCAGAUUUCAUAGAAUUGCAUUUCCCAUUCAAGUACUUGGAAAAGGAAUUCAUUUACAUUGUUGGUUCAUCGAACGGCAUUGUUUGUCUACUGGAUGCUACUCCCAGUAACACCGACUAUGACAUUGUUCCAAUUCUCUGGAACCCUUCUAUUCGUAAAGCAAUAUACCUUCCGAGACCUGCCGUGAAAUUCCCAUUUUCCUAUUUGCCUAUGGAGCAUGAUGGGUUCGGCUAUGACCCCAUUACCGACGAUUACAAAUUAGUGAGAAUUGUUUACCUUUAUGGUUGGGGUAAUCAACAUACUAGGGAAAAUAUUUCACCUUUGAUUCACAUUUUUUCGCUUCGCACUGGUGUGUGGCGUACUAUUCCCGACCCUGGUUCUCAGUUUCAUAUUGUACAGCAGUCUGACUCGGUGUUUGUGAAUGGCUCCGUCCACUGGCUCGCGGAAACUGAAAAAAAUAUCAGAUUUGAUUCCGAUGAUUCCGAUGAUGAUGAUACGUUUCACAAUGGGAUCUUCACAUUCGAUAUAGGGGAUGAGAUUUUUCAUGAAAUGGCAGUGCCUAAGUGUGUAGAAUUAGUGUAUGAUUUGAACAUGAAUCUCGCGGUGCUUGGUGGGUCGCUUGCGCUUGUCCCGUGCAACAGAUGGAAUUUAGGAGUAGAGCAGUACUCAGUGUGGGUGAUGAAAGAGUAUGGAGUAGCAGAAUCUUGGACUAAGAUGUUUGAUAUUGAUGUUGGGGAAGGAUUACGGAGGGUGGUCGGUUUUACAAACAAUGGUGAAGCUCUAGUGACCAAGGAUGGAAAGUUGCUGUUUUACAAUCCCAGUAGCCGAAGGACUUUGAAUCCUCACAUCCAUGCCCAACCAGCUUCGCUUUAUUUGGAUACUUAUAUGGAUAGCCUUGUUCUACUAAAUGUGGAAGAUGGUGCUUUGGGAAGGCAGGAGGAUUCGUCUAGUGCUAGUAAGGACAAAGAUUACCAGGAAGUAAAAGGUUGGGGUCAGUUUUAAGAAAGCAGGAAAAGAAUUAGGCAAGGGGAGGCUUAAUUCUAGCUUGGAACUUGGUUUUCCCAAUUUUUUCUUGAAAUUGACUAUCUUCAGGUAUAUAAUUUUCUAACUAAUCAUUCACAAAUCCUGCCAUGUUACAACACUUUGGUUUUUGAUUGCAGGAAAUUACUUGCUACGAACUGACAUGUUUUUGUGAAGCAUAUAUGCAGAGAAGCCAAUAGGUGUGCUGAUCACUUUAGCUCCAUUGGGCAGCCAACUUUUGUACCCCUUUUGUAUCCCAUAGUUUUGACUAUCUUUAGGACACUCAAACAAUUAGCUACUUUUAAGCUUGUUUGAACAGUUUAUUAGGUAUUACUUUUUUACUUCCUCUACUUUGAUCUAAUAUAAUGAUUGUGUCCUCCUGUCCUAUGGGAAUUAUGUCAAAAUCAGAUGUUUUCUUCA